Messenger RNA from Octodon degus (degu), 717 nucleotides. RefSeq names its product chromosome unknown C1orf158 homolog (gene Cfap107). Lineage: Eukaryota; Metazoa; Chordata; Mammalia; Rodentia; Octodontidae. The coding region runs from base 8 to 679 and encodes 223 amino acids. The record is from RefSeq and is a predicted model, not a curated record. The transcript has 6 exons.
AGCAAGAAUGAUGCCGAUUUUGAGGCGAACCUACAGAAGCAAAAGUCCUUUCAUUACUGUGUUUGUAGAGAGCCUGCGCAGGCAUAGGAACUUUGGACAGUCUAUCAUGUUCUCAACUGUGCUAAAUCCACAGUCAUUCUCAACUCCAGGCUGGAUGUCAUGGAUUAUAUUUGCCUUUGUCUCUAAUCUUUUGAUGACCUAUAAGUUCACCAAAGUCACAGAGAAGGUCCCCCAGAGCAAUCACAGGAUGGAGUACGUGCCCUUCCCAGAUCACAAGCCGGACCACAUCUCCAGGUGGUAUGGGAAGAGGAGAGUUGAGGGCCUCCCAUACAAACACCUGAUCAAGCACCACCAGGAGCCCUCGCAACGCUACCUGAUCAGCACGUAUGACGACCAUUACAACCGGCACAAUUACAACCCGGGCCUGCCUGCCCUCCGCACCUGGAGUAGGCAGAAAUUGCUGUGGCUACCAGAGAAGUCGGACUUUCCCCUUCUCGGUCCCCCCACGAACUAUGGACUCUAUGAGCAGCUGAAGCAGAGGUGGCUGGCAUCUAAACCUGGCCUGAAUGAAAGCAUUUAUACUUCAUCCUACCCCAAACCACCAGCGUGUGCACUUUCUAAGCGGGAGCAUGCCAUCCCAGUCCCUCCCCCUCGCCUGCAGCCUGUCCCACACUUCUGAAAACUAUAGCCCUACCAGCGGUUCAGCACAUACACUGA